GCUUUUGAGUAUUCGUGUGUCUACGAUGGUUUCCUUUUCUGUCUGAAAAUCUAUAAUCAAACGGAGAUUUUAGGUUUUGUAAAGCUGAAACCUCUCUGUAGUCAUGUAGUCAUCGGACGGAUCCUUAUCUAGGGUUGUUUUAACAAUUUUCCUUAUUUCCGUGGUCUAAAUUCGAAUUUAAAUUAUUCCAGAUUGUGUUUAUUUGACUGUUUCUCGUGCCUUAGUUAAUUUGUGAAGUUGAGAAAGUUGAGGAUGGGAGCAGCAGAGGUUCUUACUGAUCCUUCAAGCCUAUACGAGGCUAAUUAUAUGGGUAAAGGUGACUUGUCUGACACGGAUAUGGUGAUUGCCGUGAGAAAAACACUUGCUUCUGUCCAACACGGGGAAUCAGACCGUUACGAUGAGCUUCUUGAAACUUUUCAGGCGACCAAAAAUUCUGAUCUUGCGGCACAGCUUGUGUCAGCAUUGAAAGCAUUGUCAAGCUCUGUGGCUUACUUAGAUAUCAAGCACCAUCAAAAGCUUCUUUCUUUGGUUUUUGGAAUGUCAUUGUGGGAUCUCGAACCUCAUGUCAUGGAUGCAUUCGUUGGCCUACUCAUAUCACUGGCUGUCACUACAGGAAUGUAUGUGGAAGCUUGUCUGAAUAUGCUCAUACGCCACUUUGUGCCACCGGAUUGGGUAGUUCAAAGACUUUCGCAACCCCGUGUAAUGAAACAGAGGAGAGUAGUUCUUUCUCGUGUUCACGAAGCCCUUCUGAAAAUCUUUAUUUUGUGUCCUUAUGCUACCUCGGGAAUAAUGCUUCCACUCACCAAGAACAUGGCCAAAAUAAACAAAGAGAGCCAAGUGGUAGAGAUAUUUGUGGAGAACUUAUUAAAGCUGGUGAACAGUCCAAUCGGACAAGUUCAUGGCAUCAACAUUUUUAGUAUGGUGAUGGAGAGGCUGCGAGAUAUGGAUUUGGGGGUUAAUUGGGAUGGUAUUCCACAAGAUGACUCAAGUAGAGGCAUCUUUGAUAUGGAACUUGAACAUGCAGUUGAAGAUGCUAUGAACGAAGGAGACGAGGUUCGAGUGGGAUCUCUAAAUAUUGAUUUUGGGUCUUUGGACAAAUUGAUGGUCAUAUUUUUUUACCAUCUUGAAUCAUGUAAACGUGCUCGUUGUUUGGAUGAGGUGUUUGAAAUGCUCUUCGAGGCAUUUGAUAACUUCUUUCUGGAUACACACAAAAUAAAAAUUUUGCAGUUUGUGAUGUUCUAUACAUGUUCACUGGAUCCUGAAAACGGUGGUGUGAAAUUUGCGAGUAAGCUGAUUGACAUUUUCCUCUUCAGCAACAACCCACCUAAAAGGAUGAAUGCGAUGGCUUAUCUAGCUAGCUACUUGGCUCGCGGGAAGUUUUUGCCAGUUUCCUACGUGGCUAGCGUGUUGAAAAGAUUGGUAGAUGAGUGUGCGGAUUACUGUAGAACCUGCAAUGAUGAUAUUAGCUCUGAUGCACAUUGGAUUUUCUACUCCGGAUGCCAGGCGAUCAUGUACGUACUCUGCUUCCGAAUGAGAUCCAUCCUAGAUGUUCCUCGCUUUCGGUCCGAGCUUAUACCACCAUUGGAGUCAAUUUUAAUGCAUGCACUAAACCCAUUGAAGGAAUGCCUUCCAUCGGUAGUUGCAGAGUUCCUUAAACAAGCUAAAGCAGGUGGCCUUUUCGUCGUCUCAGGCUCCUUCAUUUUCGAUGAUCUACUUGAGUCUGAGCUCUCCCGUUGUGCUUUUAAAGGGCCUGAGAUGCUUACAUUCUUCCCCUUUGACCCUUGCUUGCUGAAAAGCUCGAACAGCUUUAUCUCCCGGGAUUUCAUCUACUGGUCGAUGGUGAGACCAACCUAUGACGAAGAUGAUGAGGAGGAGGAGGAAGAUGCUGAAAUCAUUGUGAACGGGGAUGAGGAGAGUGAUGAAGAGGACGAGGAUGAUGAUGUUGAUUACGACAUGAACAAGAUGUCCAUAACGCCUAAGCAUUCUUUCAUCAACAUGAUGGAAAGAGAUAGACUUUUGAAAAUGCCUUCCACUAUCAGACCCUCCAUUAGUCCUCCAUCCUUUUGAGUUUUUUUUUUCUGUUUUGUUUUUGGAGAUGGUCUUUAUAUUCAUUUUUGUAGCAAUAUUUAACAGUGGUACGAAUAGACUUGGUAAUUUUUAAU
This is a messenger RNA of Raphanus sativus (radish), 2162 nucleotides long. RefSeq lists its product as uncharacterized. Gene Ontology annotation, biological process: transcription initiation at RNA polymerase I promoter. Bases 253 to 2067 code for a protein of 604 amino acids. Gene Ontology annotation, cellular component: nucleus. Gene Ontology annotation, molecular function: RNA polymerase I core binding; RNA polymerase I general transcription initiation factor activity. The transcript has 15 exons. The record is from RefSeq and is a predicted model, not a curated record. NCBI's taxonomy places the organism in Eukaryota, Viridiplantae, Streptophyta, Magnoliopsida, Brassicales, Brassicaceae.